Messenger RNA from Aphanomyces invadans, 159 nucleotides. RefSeq lists its product as hypothetical. Lineage: Eukaryota; Oomycota; Saprolegniomycetes; Saprolegniales; Verrucalvaceae. The record is from RefSeq and is a predicted model, not a curated record. The transcript has 2 exons. The coding region runs from base 1 to 159 and encodes 52 amino acids.
AUGGCAUUUGAGGCUCUUAGUGAUGAGAAGUUAGCCAAGGUCUUUUUGACUCUUCAAGCUGUCAUGCGGUUGGAUGCGAUGGGACGUGCAGGCACACUGACGGAGAAUUUGUCCUGUUCUGUGUCACUUCUCGUCGCUGCCAGCCUCCACUACCAUUAA